UAUUCCUACAAGUAGUGAAAUGUUUAGUGGCAUGAAAGCAAUAACAUCGCAGAGCGCACCAUAACGAUGGUGAACUUAAAAGCAGCCAGCGUAAACGCGCCCAAUUUGAAAUUUAUGCUGCUGCUACUACUGCUAGCGAUCCGGUCGAGAACAUCCGAAGCCAUCUAUAGUGGGAAUGAUUUUUACUGCAGCAAUCGUUCCUGCCCGAGUGGGAUGGGCAACAUCGCUUGUAACUGUGGCCCGGAGCCUAUCAAGUUCGAUCCCAAGUGUAAAUCUCCCACUUUAUUGCCAAUGGAUAAGGAAUCGCGGGACUUCAUCGUCCAUCAGCACAAUUUGAAGCGAAGUUUGCUAGCCAGAGGGGCUCUGCCGCCACAUAAGCCAGCCGCCCGAAUGAUCGAAAUGACAUACAGUGACGAGUUGGCAUACGCUGCCUGUUGCAAUAUAAAAACAUGCAAUUAUGGCCACGACCGUUGCCGGAGCACCUUGCAAUUUCCAUCGGCCGGACAAAAUAUUGCUGCGAAAGUUUACUGCCCCAGGACCACUAUCAUGACACAGCCGACUCCGCUGGAUAUCGUCCAAAGCAUCAUCGAUGUUUGGUUCAACGAGUACAAAGUGACAUCGCCGAAUUACACCGAUUCAUAUCCCAUGAACUACAAAGGUCCACAGAUUGGCCACUUUACGGUGUUCGUCAACGACAAGGUGACACAAAUUGGGUGCUGCUUUGCUCGCUACGAGGUGGAUCCGGAUGAUCUGCCUUUCAUACCUAGCAACGUAAAAGAGGGAGUACCCUGCCAAAACUAUUACUUUGUGUGCAACUACUCGUACACCAACUAUUACAAGGAGGCAUCCUAUAUCAAAAGUGAUAAGCCAGCCACAAAGUGCGAAUCCACAUCCACCUAUACGGGAUUGUGUGGCGUUGCAGACCAAUCAAGUGUUAAAGAAUAAAUCGGCAGUGAGAAAGUU
Molecule: messenger RNA, 963 nt
Organism: Uranotaenia lowii
Lineage: Eukaryota; Metazoa; Arthropoda; Insecta; Diptera; Culicidae
Product: scoloptoxin SSD43-like
Exons: 4
Coding region: 67-945 (292 amino acids)
Source: RefSeq, a predicted model, not a curated record